AUGAUUAAAAAUAAAGGUUAUUGGGUCUAUGGAAGUGCUCUUGUGUUGGCUCUGCUUGGCACAUUCAAAUAUACGAUGAAAUCUAAGCAAUAAAAGUUGACAGGCCAAGUAGAAUUCAGUCUACUAUAAUCAUCCAAUACUCUUGAUUACAAUAAGAAGCCAGCAGGCAUAGUAAACAACGGGAAUACAUGCUUCUUGAAUUCCGUGUUAUAAGUACGAUAAAUUACAUAAUUAGUGGCCUUAAGUUCAUAACCCAAUUUCAUUGAAUACCUAUUUGAAUUAGUAUAGCAUAUCAAUGGGCAAACUACUUUAGCCUAGUAGAUCUGUUUAGAAUUGGCUAAAAUUAUGAAGUACCUAAAUAGCGAUUUGGAAGUGAUUAAUGCAUCCGAUUUGAUUGAUCUUCUAUCAGAAGAUGCCGAUUACUCCUUUUUUUAUGAGCAAUAGGAUUCUCACGAACUCUUCAAUAUGCUCAUGAAGCAUAUUGAAGAAGCCAAUAACCAGAUUAAUUCAUUUGAUCUAGCCAUGUUGAGAUCAAAACAAAUGAAAUCCAAGAAUCCAUUUCUUCAUCACACAAAAGUUCAAAUUAGGUGCAAUACUUGUAACUAUUCUGUAAGCAUCUUCUAGUAAAUGUAGUUUAACUCGCUCAAAGUAGAAAGUAACUAUGCAUUCCAUUUCAAUCUCAAUCAUGCACGAACAGUUUAAGAAGCAAUCGAUUAUAUCUAGAAACCUGAAACGAUCACUGAAUAUAUUUGUCUCUAUUGUUCCCUUUAAUUUUUGAGGAAAAAAUACACAUUGGCGGAACAACAGAAGAUAAUUGAUUCAUAUCUCUCAGCCAACAAUUACGACGAGGAUUCUUUUACAAUUCUUAAGAAAGUCAUAGAGUAAUUGAAUACAAUUCAAGGCAAUUAAGUUUAAUUGGAUCCAUAGAAGGCAUGUCUUAAAAGAACUGUGACACGUUAGACUUACAUUGCAAAAUAUCCAGUAUUUCAUAGUGCUAAAUUCUUAGAAAACGUUUUGUUUUUUUGUUAACCGACUCAUUGUACAUCCCUAUCAUGGUUUGAUUAAAUUGGAUGAUCCAGUGUACUUGGAUUCUAAUUUUCCUGUGGCUGAUAAGGAAUUCACUCUCUCUGCAUUAGUUUGUCAUCUAGGAAAUUCCAAAUCAGGUGAGUAUCUUAAUCAUCAUUCUAGGUCACUACGUUGCAUUCAAAAGAACAUUUGCUUAAGAUCUGGAAUCAUCAAUGAGUCUAAAUAAAACAUAUAAGAAGUGUGAAUGGUAUGCUAUUUCUGACGUUAAAGUCGCUGCUACAAAACAACCAUAGCAAGGUGAAGCGUAUUUAAUUUUUUAUGAUACAUAUUGA
Molecule: messenger RNA, 1358 nt
Organism: Paramecium octaurelia
Lineage: Eukaryota; Ciliophora; Oligohymenophorea; Peniculida; Parameciidae
Source: the annotation of a GenBank genome assembly